AAUACUAUAACAGUAACACACUCUCUCAUAAGCAUUCCAAACAAAUCAAAUGGAUUCCACUGAGCUUAUUUCUCAACAAUGGAGUUCUCUUAGCGGACUCUACACUGCCGAGGAAGCUGACUUUAUGAACCACUUUCUUGGUAACUCCUCACUCCCACAACACCUCUAUCAAAAUUCCAAUUUUCGAACUGAAUCUGCAUUUUGGCCUUCCCAUGAUUCCACAAUUGUUACUGUCACAAAAAACAACAAUGACGACUCUAACUUUGCUGCGCAAGUUCGUAGCUCAACUUACGAUAGUAGUAAUAUCUUCCCCGCAACAAGUUGCAUCGUCAACAAUCCAGUAACCAACUUUGGCUAUAUUUCUAUGGGUCUUUCCAUAGGCGAUUCCAAAUUCACACCAUUUACAACGCAACCUGAUGAAAAAGUUCUAGCUCACAAAAAUUUGCAGGCCCCAAAGGAACAUGAAAUACUAAUUUCUGAACCAGAAGAGGAUAAAACCACUAGCACAGAAAAAUCAGGAAAAAGAUCUAGAAGCUCCAAUGAGGUCCCAAAGAACAAGAGGAAUGUUAAAUGCAGGAAGAAUAUGAGAUGUGCUUCUAGAAGCACUGAGGAUCAGACCAUAAGCAGUUGUUGUUCAGAGGAUGAAUCCAAUUCUUCUCAUGAGCUACGUGGAGGGUCAUCUUCAAGUUUGAGCCAGAACGAUUCUACAGCUCUCAAGUUAAGUGGCAAAUCAAGAUCAAGCAGAGGUCCUGCUACUGACCCACAAAGCCUCUAUGCAAGGAAAAGAAGAGAAAGAAUAAAUGAAAGGUUGAGAAUCCUACAAAACCUUGUCCCAAAUGGAACUAAGGUGGAUAUCAGCACCAUGCUUGAGGAAGCUGUCCAAUAUGUGAAGUUUUUACAGCUUCAAAUUAAGCUUCUAAGCUCUGAUGAUUUGUGGAUGUACUCUCCUAUUGCUUACAAUGGAAUGAACAUUGGACUGGAACUUGGUAUUACCCCAACAAAGGGUAUGCAUAGCAUCGCAAUAAAAGAACAUUCAGCAGUUUAAGAGACUCAGAUUCCAUUGUGAAUUUUUUUGCUCCCUUCUGUUUAAAUGGCAUUUGAUCCUUUUUUUGACAUAAGAGGGCAUUUAUUCCUUAGCAAUAUGAAUUUGAUUACAAAGCAAACCAUUGCUUACAACCUCAUAUACUU
This is a messenger RNA of Trifolium pratense (red clover), 1188 nucleotides long. Its product is annotated as transcription factor bHLH84-like. Lineage: Eukaryota; Viridiplantae; Streptophyta; Magnoliopsida; Fabales; Fabaceae. The record is from RefSeq and is a predicted model, not a curated record. Bases 50 to 1045 code for a protein of 331 amino acids. The transcript has 5 exons. Gene Ontology annotation, cellular component: nucleus. Gene Ontology annotation, molecular function: DNA-binding transcription factor activity, RNA polymerase II-specific; RNA polymerase II cis-regulatory region sequence-specific DNA binding; protein dimerization activity. Gene Ontology annotation, biological process: regulation of transcription by RNA polymerase II.